Molecule: messenger RNA, 3330 nt
Organism: Symsagittifera roscoffensis
Lineage: Eukaryota; Metazoa; Xenacoelomorpha; Acoela; Convolutidae
Product: sodium-dependent phosphate transport protein 2B-like
Exons: 1
Coding region: 850-2877 (675 amino acids)
Biological process (GO): sodium-dependent phosphate transport
Cellular component (GO): membrane
Molecular function (GO): sodium:phosphate symporter activity
Source: RefSeq, a predicted model, not a curated record
UUAUGAACCUGGUAUCGUUUUAGAGGAGUUAUGACCAGCCAAAGACAAGGGACAAUCGGUGUUCACUAAGUGUUAGUGAGCGUGUAAUCGGCCGUAGUCUCAGAUCUGUUUAGAGUCAGAGAAAACUACUCGUGCUAGUGGACAGAAAAGUCUCUUGCGCGUUUACUCGACUUCAGUUCAAACAACUGCCAGAUGCUGUUUUAAUUUUGUGUUCUUCAUCAUUAAAAUACUUUUGGUUUAUUAAUCAAUAUAAAAGUAUCUGUAUCGUUGUACAGUAGCGUUAUACAUGAACUACUGUUCGUCAUAACCUCAAAAUCAUUCAAACAUGGCUCCAACAAUUAUAGCUGCGAAACUUCUAGAAAAGCACGAAACUAGACCUCUAGAGAGCACAACAACAUAUAGGGACAGCAAUCACGUGUUACUCUAGAUUCCGAUAGCUCCCUUUGGUUUCCGCUCAAAAUUUAUCAAAUUCGCACAAAAAUUAAAGCAACUGACCGUGCAAUUACGCAGAAGAGGACUAAUCUAGUUUUGAUUUUAGACGAACCAACUUUUUGCUUUUAAAGGCGACUAUAAUUCUGUUGUUUUUAUCCUAACUUUAUACGAAGGGCUUGGCUUAUCUUCUCUUUUCAUUUCAAACUAAUUACGGUUACGGCUACAAAGACAUACAUUUUACUUUUCAAAUCCUUUUACUAUUCUGCUUUUUGAGCAUUUAUUUCUUCAAUUUACUUUUCUUUUUUGAGCACUUAACUUCUUGGAAUUACGUUAUUUUUCCGUAUUUACUGUUUCGUUCAUUUAUCGAAUUUUGCCGAGCUUCGGCUUAAUAGCGGCUGCAAUAUUUUUGGGGUUACAAUGUCAAAGCAACCAAUUGUGAAAUUACUACCAGACGAGGAGUUGGGCUACGGGGGCUCGAAGAAGAAGACGAAAGGCCCUCGACUGGAGUUUGUUGACCCGCAUUCUCCGGUUUGCAGGGAAGAAGAUGAUGAACCUAUUGAGGUUCUGAGCAGUGGGUGCGAUGGCUUGGAAGUUGCGAAGGAGGAUGAGGUGGAAUUACCGGUAUGGUCUCUUGUCUUACGUGUGCUCGCGGUGUUGACUUUACUUUACUUUUUCGUGUGUUCUCUCGACCUUAUGGGAAGUUCGUUCAAAUUGCUCGGCGGCAAGGAGGCCGGUCGUGUCUUUAGUCAGAACAAGAUCAUAUCGAAUCCGGUGGCCGGGCUCAUGAUCGGCGUGCUGGUCACAGUGCUGCUCCAGUCUUCGUCAACGAGUAGUUCUCUUGUCGUCGCAAUGGUCGCUGGUCGACUGAUGAACGUAGAGACAGCGGUGCCAAUCAUCAUGGGCGCGAACAUUGGCACCUCUGUGACAAAUACAAUCGUAGCUCUCAGCCAGAUCCAAGAUCGCGAGAUGUACAAGCGAGCGUUCGCGGCUGCCACUGUCCAUGACAUGUUUAAUAUUUUAACUAUGUCGCUUCUGCUUCCGAUUGAAUGGGUCACUCACAGUCUGACUAAAUUGUCUUCGCUGAUUGUGAGUUCCUUGCCGAUGAAACCAAAUGAAAACGCGGACGUUGAAUUGCUCUCGAGGUUCACAGAUCCUUUAACUGACUUGGUAGUGAUGGUGAACAAGACGUAUAUAAAAGAGAUCUCUAAAGGUCAUGAAGUUGGAGAGGGCGAGCAGGUACUGAAGAGAUUUUGCGAUGAUGGAAUGGUGGUCGAAGACAUGGAAAGAGAGAGGUGCGACAGUUUGUUCAGUCAAUUCGAUCUGUCUGACAAAGCUGCUGGCUCAGUUUUACUGACACUAUCUCUUGUUGUAAUGUUCAUUUGUCUGAUUCUGAUGGUCAAAGUUUUGAAGUCGGUGUUUCAAGGUCACAUAUCGAAGGUCAUAAACAAGACGGUAAAUGCAGGGUUCCCUGGGAGGCUCAAUUUUCUGACUGGAUACGUUGCUAUUGUCGUGGGAGCUAUAAUGACUGUUCUUGUGCAAAGCAGCUCUAUAUUUACUUCGACUUUGACGCCGUUGGUUGGUCUGAACAUAAUCAGUCUGGAACGGGCGUUCCCGUUGACGCUUGGCUCAAAUAUUGGGACUACUGUAACAAGUAUGCUUGCAGCUCUGGCUAGUGAUUCGAAUUUCGAUGCGGCGCUUCAGAUCAGUUUCUGUCAUUUGCUCUUCAACGUUAUCGGGAUCCUGAUUUGGUACCCGAUUCCUGCGAUGCGGAAAAUCCCACUUAACUGUGCGAGGCAACUAGGUAGGACGACCAGCAAGUACAAGUGGUUCGCUUUCGCCUACGUUUUUGUAGUGUUCGUAUUGGUUCCUGGAAUCAUUUUCGCUCUGUCCAUAUUGGGAACCAUUUACGUUAUUGGAUUUUGCAGUAUAAUUGCCUCAAUUGCCAUAGUAUGUGCCGUAUUGAAACUUCUUCAAAGGAAAUGGCCCUCAAUCCUCCCUACGAAGCUUCGAGAUUUCAAGUUUCUGCCCAAGUGGAUGCGAUCGCUAGAGCCUGUGCAUAAUGUUGGAGUUGCGUUUGUGGAUAAAUUUAAGCGGUGUAGACGAACUCGUGGAACUAUAACCCGGCGUCGAACGACAACUGAAUCGUCAUUGCAUUUGACUUGCGAAGUCGAGCACGGAUUAGAGGUUGAGAAUAGCGGAGAACUGCAUGACGAAACGGAUGGUGAGAAAGUAAAGAACAGUUUAUACAUAACACAGCUACUGCAAGAAGGAAAAGGAAAGCUGGUGGUCGGAGAUGGAAAAGUGCACCAGGGGAAAGAGGCGACUGAACAAAUGGGAACGGACUCGGGAGUCCCGAGCAGCAAUUGCAGUUCAAGCAGCCGAAAUGAUCUCAUCGACGAGCACAGCUCACGACGUGCUGGCAGUAGUCAUGUAACGACUCUUUAGUGCGGUGUGUGUGACUGUUUGAGCAUCUGAAAUUUCGAAUGGACAUUUUCUUGGUUUGGUUUUGCCUUGUUAGAUCUCUUUAAGCGUCCCUUAUUUGUUAGAAACUUAGUUGGUGAAACGGUAGAAUGGAACACAGCAAAGAUGAGGGAGCACUACUGCAAAAUGGCAAUUGGAUUUAACAAUGUAUUUAGUUUUCUUGACAAAUAACAACUUAAAAAAUCUCUGAUUUAUUUUUGGUUUUUAAACUGGAGCAAGCGAGAGUCAACUUCUACAAGCAACCUAUGUCGUUGGGACCAGCAGAUUAACACCAAAUGCUGACAAUGACAUGAAACAAUAUCCGACAGAACAUACUACUUGGGACUCCAAUUUGACUGCGAUUGUGGUGUAAUGAAUGACUUUGCUUAAGUAACCAUGCGUUGUUUGCUUGUAUUGAGUUGAUUAUUCAUCCCUUCA